Molecule: messenger RNA, 2008 nt
Organism: Magnolia sinica
Lineage: Eukaryota; Viridiplantae; Streptophyta; Magnoliopsida; Magnoliales; Magnoliaceae
Exons: 1
Coding region: 110-1741 (543 amino acids)
Biological process (GO): DNA-templated DNA replication; regulation of DNA repair
Cellular component (GO): nucleus
Molecular function (GO): protein binding; ATP hydrolysis activity; DNA binding
Source: RefSeq, a predicted model, not a curated record
UUGCACCCGAGGGGUCUCUAUCGAGUCCCGUGCCCACUGGAACUUUAAAUCGCGCCGGAGGCAAAAGGAAAGUUACAUUCUACGAAGAGAGAGACAGGGUGGAAGAAGGAUGGAGCAGCUUCUAAACAUGGGCUUCUCACACGAACUGGCCACCCGAGCUUUAGAGGUCACAGGUGGAAAAUCCACCGUCAAAGCCACGGAGUGGAUUCUCAACCAGAAAUCAACUCCCACCCCUUCUUCACCUUCUUCUCCUUCUCCCAUCCAACCCAGACUCGACCGCUACUUCUUCAAUCCCAAACCCCAUCCCAACCAAAUCUCAACCGUCGAUCUCACCCCAUCUGACACCACCCACCGACCUUCUCCCGAAACCUCCCUCCCUCCUUCCAAGCGCCCAAAGCUCCAUCCCCUCCCCACACCCUUAUCAGAGCGGGCCCGUCCUCGCUCCAUCGACGACAUCGUCGGCCAGGAUCACCUCCUCUCCAUCAUCCGCUCAGCGCUCUCCUGCGAUCGCCUACCGUCCAUUGUCCUCUGGGGCCCACCAGGCACCGGUAAGACCUCCAUCGCUAGGGCCAUUUCCAAUUCAGCUCCUGCGUCGUACCGAUUCGUUUCUAUAUCUGCCGUCACCGCCGGGGUCAAAGACGUGCGGGAUGCCGUCGAUGAGGCCCGGCGGGCGAAGAAGCAGGGCGUGAAGACGGUGCUGUUCGUUGAUGAGGUCCAUCGAUUCAACAAGUCCCAGCAGGACUCGUUCCUGCCGGUGAUUGAAGACGGGAGCGUCGUCUUCAUGGGGGCAACGACGGAGAACCCGUCCUUCCACCUCAUCACGCCUCUGCUGUCCCGGUGCCGGGUGCUCAGCCUCAACAAGCUGCAGCCCCACCACAUAGUAAAGCUGCUUGAGCGGGCCGCGGCGGAUGCGGAGAGAGGGCUGGCUCGCAGCGUCCGGUGCAGCAGCAUCAGUGUUGAAGAAGAUGCUGUCAAUUUCCUCUCAUUGCACUGCGAUGGGGAUGCCCGUGUUGCAUUGAAUGCGUUGGAGAUUGCUGCGACUUCGGCGGCUGCGAGGAUGCCCAGUGGGAGUGAUGAAAAUGGGGUUGGUCUGAUGAGUGCUGCCACCGCGAUUGUCAGCGUAGAUGACGCCAAGGAGGCAAUGCAAUGCAAGCAUCUGGCGUAUGAUCGGGCGGGCGAGGAGCACUAUAAUCUGAUAAGCGCUCUCCACAAGUCAAUGCGUGGGAGCGAUGCCGAUGCGGCAAUCUACUGGUUAGCAAGGAUGUUGGAAGGAGGGGAAGAGCCACUCUACAUUGCCCGGCGGCUGAUACGAUUCGCGAGCGAGGAUGUCGGAUUGGCGGACCCUGCUGCUCUAGGCCAUGCGGUUGCAUGCUACCAAGCUUGCCAUUUCUUAGGCAUGCCGGAGUGCAAUGUGAACCUUGCACAGUGUGUUGCGUACUUGGCGUUGGCACCCAAGUCGGUCGCUGUUUACCGAGCGAUAGAGGCCGCCCAGAGGGCGGUGAAGGAAUCGAUCGGUCAGAAUGAAGGUGUCCCUCUGCAUUUGAGGAAUGCCCCGACGAAGCUGAUGAAGGAGAUUGGUUAUGGGAAGGGCUACAUAUACCCGCCUGAUCACCCAUCUUCUUCAUCAUCCCAGAAGUAUCUACCACCUUCACUGCAGGGUCACAAGUUUCUCGACUGGCCACCAUCAGCCCUGCACGAUGAAAAUCUGUCUUUCCCUUUCAGCCAACAGGGCUUGAGCUGAAAUUCUCAACUUGGGUUUGGUGUUUUUUGCUUUCUGCUCUAAUUUCAAAAAUGGAGGCCUUUAUUUUUUUUGGUGUGUUUUGAAGAGUCACUGAUGGAAAGAAAGAUUUCUGCUCUCGAACUAAGAAAAUUACCCAUGAUGUGUUUGUUCAGAAAUUUUCUUUGUGUGUAAUCUCUAUUAUACAAGCUUCGUCCUUUGUAUAAUUUGAACUGUAAUCAUUUAUCUAUGUUUUCUCACCAAAAAGAAAAGAGAAAAUAUUUCAUAUAA